Fusarium oxysporum Fo47 is the source of this 831-nucleotide messenger RNA. RefSeq lists its product as uncharacterized. NCBI's taxonomy places the organism in Eukaryota, Fungi, Ascomycota, Sordariomycetes, Hypocreales, Nectriaceae. Gene Ontology annotation, biological process: vacuole fusion, non-autophagic. The record is from RefSeq and is a predicted model, not a curated record. The transcript is spliced from 4 exons. Bases 140 to 487 code for a protein of 115 amino acids. Gene Ontology annotation, molecular function: endopeptidase inhibitor activity.
GAAUGGGCAGCUGAAAAGGAGGGUGAUUCAUUGGUAUCUAACAAGUUGCGAGAGUGGAUUCUGUCGCACCUACACCACGUAGUCCCGCGUGUGCCUGCUUUCGAAACGCUGUAAAGCAGGGCACUCUGCGUUGUAAAGGAUGGGUCGUGGUCACGCUUCAGCCCGACUUAUAACGAAUAUAAGUGGCAGCAUCCGCAGCCAUGUGAACUUAGAAGCUUCAUACACAACCAUCCUCAAAAAACAACACUUCCAUCACUCAACCAAGUUCACCAUGCCUUCCUACAUCGUUACCUGCAAGGACGAAGCGUCCGACGAACAGGUCCAGUCUGCGAAGCAGCACGCCAUUGACCAGGGCGGCAAGAUAACACAUGAGUACAGUCUCAUCAAGGGCUUCGCUGUUCAGUACGAUGACGACAAGAUCCAAACACUUGAGAGCCACGAACACGUCAAGGCAGUCGAGCCCGAUGGCGAGAUGAAGACCCAGUAAUUGAAUGGGAUAGAAAUGAUGCGUACGAAGAGGCCAUGGAUAUCCAUACAUAGAUUAUCAUAAGCUCUGCUGCAUCGGUGUCAGGGAAUAUAAUCAUUAAACUGUCUUCUAUCGAAAGGCUAUGCAUCAACCGUGGCUUUUCGAGGCACCUAAACUCUAGCAUUUCAAUGCAGAGCCCUUCAUGUAGUAUCAAAGUGGCCCAUGAUGGCAACAUUGAACCCAAGACUUCUGAAAGUAUACGAUAUGAUGCUUGGCGGGGGACCAACUCGGUGACGUAUGCUCCUCACCCCGCAAUUGUGAGCCGUGUGAUAAGCGAUAAGCCGGCCGCAAGCGCUUCAAGUGGC